GGGGCGCGCACUGAGCUGCGGAGCGAGCGGUGCGGGCGGGCGCGCAUUGAGGCGCCGUCCCUCCGGCCCCAGCACCCCCCGGCGGGACCCCCGCGGCCCCAGCGCCCUCCUCCGCACCGCCGACCGCUCCCAGCGCCGUCCGCAGAAUGGGGAAACAGAAUAGCAAGCUGGCCCCUGAGGUGAUGGAAGAUCUGGUGAAGAGCACGGAGUUCAACGAACACGAGCUAAAACAGUGGUACAAAGGAUUUCUAAAGGACUGUCCAAGUGGUAGGCUGAACCUUGAGGAGUUUCAGCAGCUUUACGUAAAGUUCUUUCCAUAUGGAGACGCUUCCAAGUUUGCCCAGCACGCCUUCCGAACCUUUGAUAAAAACGGAGAUGGGACCAUCGACUUCAGAGAGUUCAUCUGUGCACUGUCCAUCACCUCCAGAGGCAGCUUUGAGCAGAAGCUAAACUGGGCCUUCAACAUGUACGACCUGGAUGGUGAUGGGAAGAUUACAAGGGUGGAAAUGCUGGAAAUCAUAGAGGCCAUCUACAAAAUGGUGGGCACUGUGAUCAUGAUGAAGAUGAACGAGGACGGCCUGACGCCCGAGCAGCGGGUAGACAAGAUCUUCAGUAAGAUGGAUAAGAACAAAGACGACCAGAUCACACUGGAUGAAUUCAAAGAAGCUGCAAAGAGCGACCCUUCCAUUGUAUUACUCCUGCAGUGUGACAUUCAAAAAUGAGCUCGUGUAUAACGCAUCAUAGACUGCACAGAAGUGUAAUGUUCCAUUCAGUUUGCAGCUAUUUCCACACACACAGAAAUUUGCUUGGACUACCUAUAAAUGGACUUGCUUCUUGUGUUUGAAACACUUGUGUGCAUGAGAAUGUCAUUUGCUAAAGAAUUUUAAAAGUAUAUAUUAUAAAGAGAAACUGCCACGACGUGAUGUGUGCAAUGUCAUUUCAUACCGACCCUAUUCCUCUGAAGCCUGUGCAGCAGUCCUGUGCUGCAGUGAAUUCUAUUAUUUAUUGUUCAUGUUUUACUGAUGCUAUAGCUCUGUGUCUCCUAGACUGAGUAAUGUUAGUGACACUGAAUCCCCACGGUAAUGUUACUUGUUUAUUAUAAACCAUGCCACCAUCCUGCUGUAAAGUAGUAUUGGACAGACAGAGGGAAGAGUUCCUCAGUUCUUGAGUCUGAUCCACACACGUGCUCGUAUCGUCAGUGGAGAUAAAUGUACUUCAUUUGCAUGCCUUUUAGGUUUGCCUUAAUUCUUACCUCAUUUGCAUCCCUUCAAUCUGGAAAGAGCUAUGUCAGAGGAAUGCAGCGUUAAACAAAGAAAUGCAAACCCUGCUAAAACGUUUCCCCUUAAAAGUAUAUAUAAAUAUAUAUAUAUAAUGUUUAAAAUAUUGUUUUAUUGGAAGUUUAAAGGUUUUAUUGGAAGUGUAUUGAUCUUUGCCUGACUUUUCAAAAGCUUCCACAGAGGUUGCAAUAUAUACGUCCCAAAUAAAUUUAUAACAUUUGACCUUUUCCCCUAAUUCUUCUUUCACGUCUUCAGCAUGGUAAUAGAAAAAGGAAAUCUAUACAUCUAUCUUUACUUAUCUGUCACUGUACUGCUGGGAAAUUAUAUCUAUUUCGUUAUGGAAAGCAUGAAGAAAACUUUGCACUCACUCGGUAUAAGAGUCAUGUUAUACGAAAUGAACAGUUGUAGUGCUUGUAUUUCCAACAGAGCAGCUGUUUAUCCUCUAAGAUGUUGAUGCUAAAAUUAACAGUAUACCUACUAGACCUGUGCUUACAUCACUUUUUCAGCUAGCUGAAAGUCAAAUACAGUUUAUUUGCUUGGCCUAACCCUGGUCUUUUAAUGUUUUUCCCCCUCUGAAGAGUUUUAACACUCAAGGUAUGACAUGAAUCUACCACAGGCGUUAUAUAAUGAAAUACCCUCAACAAUUUUUGGCUGAUAAUUUUACAGUGUGAUAAUUGAGAAGGGGUCAAAGAACACCUUUGUUCUCAACUCAAGGUUAUGCCUGUAUGUAGUGCGGCGAGUAUGAGUUCUGCACAGUCCUGAAGGAGCACGGAGAACACAUGCAGGCUGCAGACAAGCUUCCUUAUACCGGUCUUCCUUUCCCAGUUGCUUUAAACAAAGUCAAUUGCCCAUAGUUUUACCCCUCAAAAAAGCCAGAAAGGCUGACAGUUGCAUGUUGGCUGUUUCUACUUUGCAUUAGGAAAUGAGACCGUAAUAGCUAAAAAUCAGACAAUAAAACACGGCACAAAACAGAUCAUUCUCUGCAAUUUCAAAUCGAAAUGGCAGCGCUCCUCCUAAAAUGGCGGGGAAAAUGCUUGCAGUGCUUUACAUACCGUGCUAACAAACAGUUUGGGGGGAGGGAGAGGAAUCAGUCACAACCACAACCACAGCCAUCCCCUCCUAUUUAUUUUUUCUUCAUAUUCCAAAGAAAUAGGAAAACACUGAAGUUUCAACUACUUCUUUUGUGUUGUUACUUUUUCUCUUUUAAAUACCAGAAUUUUCCUCAGCCUACACAGGUAGAAUUCUUGCCAAAAUAGUGGUAUACUUUGUAUGUCUGGCUGUAACUUCAAAAUAAAAGUUCUGAAACUAUAA
Molecule: messenger RNA, 2588 nt
Organism: Coturnix japonica (Japanese quail)
Lineage: Eukaryota; Metazoa; Chordata; Aves; Galliformes; Phasianidae
Gene: VSNL1
Product: visinin like 1
Molecular function (GO): calcium ion binding
Source: RefSeq, a predicted model, not a curated record